GUAGUGACCCUCCUGUACCUUGUGGUGCUCGUGCCUUUCAUUUUGCGGCGUUUCAAAGCUGUGGACAAAGGCGCAGGCGAGAAGGAGGGGAGCGUGGUCGCCAGGGCGCGGAGCCAGAACAGCUACGACGUCCGGCUGCAGGUGGUCGGCAGAUCGCUGAAGGGCCUGACGCUGCAGGGCUCCGGCAUCCUCGGGAAGAUGAGCGGAGGCAUGGGAGACGUGCUCGGGUACGAGAGGUACGGCACAUUCCUGAAGGUGGACGACAUCGUGGUCGACCUCGAGCUGGAGGUGGACGAUAUCAUCUGGGUUCACACAACGGUGGAGAGUGUGGUCAGUUUGUUCAAUUUUGAUGGGCUCCAGCUGCUCGCGCUCGACCUGAGCGACGAGCCGGGGAGCCUCAGGCCGCAGGUGCGCGUAUUGGUGGAGGCGGUCCUCGAUAAGGACUCGCCCGUGGUCACCCACCGGGUCGGGGACGCGAGCAAGUACCGCCCGGAGUACGGUUGCUGCAUCGUGGCCUAUCGGGAGUUCUCGGACAGUCGCGCCGCCGCGAAGGCGGCGGGCGAGCAGCGGCGGAUUUCCAGCCAGACUACGAGGCUGGAGACGAUCAUGGAGAGGGAGGUGUCCGUCGCCACAAGCGAGGCUUCGGAGGAGUCCGGCGUGCCCGGUCUCAAGCGAAGCUUCAGCAGGAGGGGCGGCAAGGCGGGCAUCAGCAGGGCCGGCGCCACCCCCGAGGUGAGGCUCGCGCACGGUGACCACGUGAUCUUCUUGGCCCCCCCGAGCUUCUACAGCACCUGGAAGGACAGCUCCGACUUCAUCGUGCUGCGUAGGCUCACCUCCAGCGACCUGGAGGGCGACGUCCAGGGCAGGGACAGCUACGCCGCGCCCGUGUCGGGCUGCAUCCUGCUGGGGCUCAUCGCCGUCGUCGCCUCCAACACUCUGGAGCUGCUGGAGGGCGUUUUCCUCGCCAUUUUCGCCCUGGUCCUCACAGGGUGCACGUCUAUGGACUCCGUGGUCCGGGCCGUCAAGCUCCGGACGGUGUUCACCAUCGUGGGCGCGUUCGGCCUCGGCAAGGCCAUCGGCAACGCGCGCGUGGCGGAGGUGCUCUCCGACCUCCUCAUCUCGGCCCUGGGAGGCUUCGGGAGCCGGGGACUCCUCGUGGCCAUCUUCGCCGCUACCGUCGCCCUGGGCGUGAUCUUCCACGGCACCGCGGUGGUGGUGCUGAUGUACCCCAUCUGCGCACAGGUGUCGCGGGACAUGCAGCUUCCCAUCCACCAGGUGAUCGCGGUGUUGUGCAUAUCCGUAUCGUGCCAGAUGUUGAGCCCGAUUUCGUACCAGACGAAUCUGAUGGCGUACAGCACUGGCGACUACACGUUCGCUGACUUUGGAAAGGUCGGUGCUGGCCUCGUGUUCUGCAUCGCGGCCGUGUCGAUCCCGAUGUGCGAGUGGUACUUCCCAGCGUGA
Messenger RNA from Prorocentrum cordatum, 1461 nucleotides. The record is from the annotation of a GenBank genome assembly. Lineage: Eukaryota; Dinophyceae; Prorocentrales; Prorocentraceae.